Messenger RNA from Pocillopora meandrina, 5969 nucleotides. Lineage: Eukaryota; Metazoa; Cnidaria; Anthozoa; Scleractinia; Pocilloporidae. The record is from the annotation of a GenBank genome assembly.
AUGGCUGACAGUGAAAACGAAUGUAAGGUCUACGUUGGUUCUUUAAAGUUUGAGACGGACGAAGAACGGCUCAAAGAUUAUUUUAGCACGAUUGGAGCCGUUGUAAAAGGUAAGCUUACGCUCUUUUGAAUGUCUCUCGUUUUUUCUUUUACAUCUAAACCCAAAGCUUAUUCAUGUUGCCUAAAACUGACCUUUGAAAGUAACACGUGUAUCGUGUUGUAAAAAGGAUGAAUCUUUAUUUGUUUGAUCGUUAAAUGUGUGGUAAUCGUACUUUUCUUGAAAUCGAUGAAACGACACGUUUUUUGACAUGAAUUUCAUAUUUCGGAAGCACGCGGUCGUAAUGUCGGUCAAAAUGUGUCAGGCAUCCAAUUAAACGGACCUCUUCCGAAAGGAUUUUAUCGUCAUCCAUGCAUCUUUUGGUAAAAAUUGCCAAUCGACUAAACAAAUGGAUUAUUGAGUUGUAGUAGAUAUUUUAUAAAUUGGAUAAAGUAAGAGUAAUUUCCUUGUAAUACAUUGCGCAUCCUUUCCGUGCGUAAUACUCAGGGGGGAGUAGCAUUGACCAGCAUCGACUCAUUGACAAACUAACAACUUUUUCUAUGGUUGGGGAGCUUGCUAUGAUGCAAAUGGUGAAUCCUUGGAAUAUGUGGAUGUGGUUUUGGAUGGAUGCUAUAAAUGUGAUGGUGAUUUGUUUUCAAAAAGAGGCUGGAAGAGUGGUACCUGAUGCGAUGAAAAGAACUAAUGGUGUGUCCCUCUGAAAGAACUUUCUCUUGUAACAAUUUUCGUUGGGAUAAAACUUCCUAAACUUACUUUUAUGUCAAAAAUGGUCUUAAAACUUUCCUCCCCUUAUUUUAGCAACCUUUGUCCUAUUUUAUCUCAGAAAGGCCUUGUUAGUGUCUUAGUUCUUCUAAUCUCUUCAUAACCUCUGCUUGUAGUAUCUUCAAAGUGAUUGGCACAAACACUAGUUUCUUUUUUCAGCAACAUGAUGGUGAAACAGUUUUCCAUUAGAGUGGUGCAUGUCAUCUACUCUUUUCAAUCGAUGUUAUGAAAUGCUUUCAUAGUCCUACUCGAAAUUACCUCUUUUACUUUGGAAUCAUUUAGCAUAAAUAGUUCAUGUUUCUAAGAGACUUGAUUUUGGUACUUAAUUAUCAUCUUUUUGGGAAAAAUUAUAUACCAUCAACAGCCUAUGCUUCUUUUGACACACCUGUUGAGGACCUCAAAAGUGACCUCAUCCUCUAUUUGUUCAGAACCAUGUGUCCGUUGAUAAGGAAAAAGAUCAGUUAAAAUCUUGGACCACUUAUGUACUCUAAUUGAGGAAGUUAAUAAAGUGGCACAUGAGAGCCAUAUUAGCCUGUGGUGGGAACUAGAUCUGUUUUUAAGCAAAAGAAUAAGGAAGUUAUUGAAGUAGAUUUCCUUGAAGCACACAGAACUUAUCAGUCAAACAUAUUUAGAAUCUGCAUGGAACCAAAGGAUAAACUGACAAGCAGAGCCAUCAUUUGGCCAGAUUUGUAUAGGUGUGGUCAAAUGGAAGAUAACUUCUUUUUUUUGCUAUCCUUUUGACAGGAAGUAACAGUAUGCAAAGUUUCAUUGGUUGUCUAAUGUAGUCUAUUUGUUUGUUUCCAGAAUUCCAGUGUCUUGUCAUCCAUGGAUUAUGUAUUUUUCAUGUCAGAUAAUAUGAACUGAGGCACUGUUUUUUGGAGUUUCUCCCCUCUCACUCCCUAGAACUCAUUAGUAGUUCUCCUUACUGUCUGCUACACAAUUCCUAUGAUGUUAUUUUGGAGAAAUUGGUAUUGAAUCAACAAAUAAUUCUCUAAUUGAUAUUUUCCUUACUCUCCUCACUUCUCUGUUUGAUUUUGUUUUGACACUGUAAGGAGAAAUUCUGUCUUAAUCACUCAUGGGAGUUAAGGGGAGAAUAAUUUUCUAAGCAUGUCCAUCAGAAAACUGUCUACAAGGAUUUGUUUCUAUUAUUUCUACAGCUGAAGUCAUAAGGGAUUGGGACACUGGAAGAUCAAGAGGGUUUGGUUUUGUCACCUUUGACAACAGUUCAUCAGUACCAGAAGCAUGUGAUAGGCUUAAUGAUACGGUAAGAAUCUGAUAUACUCAAGUCUAUCACAAAAGUGUUUUCUCAGCUGAGAAAUAUAAAUAACCUGUUGUGUUUCUAAUGGCAUUGUCAACGAUGCUGCCUCUUAUAGGCACUCUAAUAUAGGACAGUACAUAUAUUUUGAUGAGGUGUUUACAAUAAGCCACUUUGCUAAAUUCCAUUUAAACAUGGAUUCAGGGAAUGAACCAAUUUGUGAUUGUUCUGUGCUAAGUUCUGCCCAUUUAUUCCUUCCUUUACAUAUCAUUUGUUUGUUCAUUUACUUUUUAUUCACUAUUUUUGUAUCUACUAUCAUUAUCUUACUUAAGGUCUACCACCUUUAAAGUUUAUACUUUUUUCGUUAUCAAAAGAGUGAGAUUUCUCUAAAUUUUACCCAUAUUUUAGGAAAUAUUGUGUUGACAUCUGAUAAGUUACACCAAAUAAUCUUGACUUUGUGUAUGCAUACUCAACGUGAAGCAAACUUGGUCCUGGAUAAAAUUGGUGCAUGCACUUUAAAUGUUUGAUUUUUCUACUGAGGUAUCAAUUUUAGGGGAAUCAGUUAGUGUCAAAUUUAAAUCAGGUGUUAGGAACUUUCCUGUCCUCAAGAAAAUGAUAUUUUGAAUCUGCAUAAUGUUUUUUAGCAAGCAGGUUACAGUUUGUUAGCCCAGCCAAACACUUGUGAGAGGAGAAUACAAUGAAGGUUAUAAACUAACACUCAAGACACUAAACCAAUGAAAGCUUAAGAAAAGCCUGAAAAAUUAUGGUGAUAGUAAUACGAGUGUCUCUGCUUAGAGGUCUUGUUAUUGAUAGCCAGGAAGUUUUUUAGUUCACGAGUUCAUGAUGGUUUUUAGCAAGCUGGUCACCAUAUCACAGUUUGCUAGCACAGCCAAACACUUGGUGAAGGAGAAUACAAUGUAGGCUACAAACUAACACUCAAGGCACUAAACCAACUAAAGCUUAAAAAGUUAUGAUGAUGGUAAUAUCAGUGUCUUGUCUAGAAGUCUUGUCAUCGAUAGCUGGGAAGUUUUUUAGUUCACAAAUGAUCUUUUUAUUCAUUCCAGUUAUGCAUGCUGGGUACUGAAUUAUGAAAUUUGAUUCUUGCAAUUAAUAAUAAACUCAGUAUAUGAUAGGCAAAUCAAUGAUGUAAUCAUUUAGGGUGGCAUUGACAUAGUGCCACAUCAAUAACAACAGUAGUGGGCAUUGGUCAGAAACAAAAUCUUUUGAUGAGUAAGAUUUUAUUAUAAUGCUUGUUUGACUGUGCUGAACACUGCAACAAAACAGUAACAUUAGUUCUAAUUUGUCUUCAAGGAACUUGAUGGCAGACUAAUCAAAGUACAUAAAGCAAACUCCCGUGGUGGAGGCGGCAGCUCUGAAGGGCGGACUAGAGGAGGCCGAGGAGGCAGAGGUGGAGGAUAUGGCAGAGGAAGACGUGGUGGUUUUGGUGGAGGUAAAUUCAUAAUGUAGAUGCAAACUUGCAUGAACCCACAUAUGACUGACCUUCAUAGAUCUACAUGGUUGUUUCUCUCUGGAAAGGAAAUGCCAGUUCUAUUUUGGGCAUCACAUUGUUAACCCAAAGAAAUGGUAACCUGCUCACUCCCAAGAUCUUCUGUCAAACUCAUUAUGGUCUUAAUCAAAUGAAUUUCCUCAGUUGAUAUUUUUCAUUAAGCCCAUUACCUGUCUGUUUUAUAGUGUAUUUUAACAUUCUCUAUCUGGCCUUGUUAUGUUUUUUACAGGACCCAGUUUAAAUAAACUGAACAUGCCAGCCUGUCUAAAUAUUGCAAAUAAAUUAAUAAAAUUUAGGACAGAUUGAGAGUCCAUUCUAGCAUUACCAUUAGAAUUUUAUUGGGUUUCCUGUUACUUACUUAUGUUCUGCUAGGGAUAGACUUUGAGAGUUAGGAGUCUUGACCAAGAGGGAGUGUGUCUGUUAGAUGUUCCCCUGAUUAUUUGGCUUAAAAAUUUAUUUACUUUGUUUCUUUGUUUCAUUUUCCAUUUAUUCAGUUUGGCUAAAAAUCUUACUUCAAGGCAGUUUUGCAAUUUUGUGUCCUCUCUUUUUAGCAACACAGUGUGCCUUCAGACUCACCAAAAUAUCACUUACAUGUAUACCAUAACAAAUGGCAUUAACAAGUACAACAAUUGGCAAGUUUCACAGUUGUUCAUUUAGCCAUAUUAACCAAGACAUUAAAAGUGGUUAAGCCAAUUUUAUGGGCUAUUGUUUCUCUUUGGUAGGUGGUGGAAACUAUGGAAGUGGGGCUUAUGGGGGCAGUGCAAACUAUGGACCAGGCUACACUGGUGGUGGUGGUGGUGGCAGUUCUGGAAACUACUACUAUGGUAGUGGCGGUGGUUAUGGUUAUUAAAAAGGACAUGACCACAGGUAAGGUAAAGAUCCAAUAUUACCUUGAUGAUAGAGAUGUAGUUGUUCUUCUUAGGCAUUAUAUCAUUGUAUAUAAUUAGGGAUGAUGUUCCUUAAUAACCCUGUGUGACUUGAUUUAGAAUAUUGCAUUUCUGCAAUAUUGCCAGGCUUCUUUUUAACAGGAGCAAGGCUGAGAGUUACCUCAUUAUACAUUGAAUGAAAAUAUGGCAGACUACUCGGUCAGCCUGGGUUAAGUUGUAAACCUACAAUCUUACUGUUUAUUAAUCAAAAUCAGUAAUGGUUCUGUUGGGUGAUGAUUUCAUGAUUCAAGCUGGGUUUUUUUUUCAUUCAUUUAGCAAAGGGGUGGGAUACAAUUUGCACAAACUUGAAUGACUCAAUUUCUUCUGUUUGUCCAUUUUCUAAAAGGCCAUCUGUUCUACUUCCGUGAUUCAACUAUGUUCCUGUCAGUCUGUUAUGCAUUGAUGUGCUGAGGUCCUAGAACAAGACAUAAAAAUUCAGUUUGCUGUCCUGAAACGUGAUGAAUGAUAAACCUCAGCUUAUGAUGUUCAGUGCUCUGAAGUUUCCUGUGUUAUUGUCCUGUGUGCUUACUACUAUGAAAACCUCAGCUAAUGAUGUUUGGCUCUCUGAUGUUCUGAUGAUCCAUUUAUUGUGCAGAAAUGGUUGCUUAUAUGAAGAGCAGAAAUUCAUACAUAUUUUAAGUUCUUGUUAGUUUAGUUUAAGAUGUUUAAACAAUUUUUUUUUCUAUGCUCACCUGUUCAAAAUAGUUGAAAAAUGAUCAUUGUACCUUAUUAAAAAGAAACAUCAACUGUGUUGUCACCACUACUGAAGGUCCACUUUCCAAUCCAAAGUGCCAUUUUUUAUUAUUUUAAUAUAUUCCUGGUCUUUCCUUGUAUCAUGAAUUACAGCUACAAACUCAAAAAGAGUGUCAAAAAAAUCAGCCUUGUUUUCCUUUAAACUCCAUGUGCGUUUGAAUAGAUAGUUUGUGUUUUUGUAGGCUUUUAGGAGGAUUUCUUUUUUUUUGGUACAUCAUUAUGGUAAUUAUAAUGUACCAUAGUAUUAUUAGAGCAGUCAAGUUAACUUGAGUCACUUGAUUUUGUUGUUGAUUUUCCUGGUACAUUAAAAUUAUCAUAUUUGAAUUACCUAUAGAUGGAGAUUGGAUUUGAGGAUAUCUAAGGGGGGAUGGGUUAGGUUUUCUUUGACCCAUAACCCUUUGUAGCCUAUCCUUGGCAUUCAUAUUCUCGUCACUGUUAACGUAACAUUUUUUCUGGAACUAACAAGGAGCAUUGGUUCGACAAUUGGUAGCUUCUUAAAUUGGUGAUCAUUUCCUUUAUUCGCGUAUGAAGAAUUUAAGAGUCGGUUAUUCUUAGGGGUUAAAAACCCAGUUAUUAUGGGUGGGUUUUUUUUUUUUUUUUUUUUUUUUUUUUUUCAGUUUCCACCUCUCAAUUUGUCCUGAAUCUGUUCCGUCAUACAUAUAAAAAGACUCGAUGGCAAGAACGUUGUCUUAGAAAAAAAGCCCCUUUAUAA